Messenger RNA from Sus scrofa (pig), 24220 nucleotides. It is a transcript of the gene FAT4, whose product is annotated as FAT atypical cadherin 4. The record is from RefSeq and is a predicted model, not a curated record. Gene Ontology annotation, biological process: cell migration; multicellular organism development; homophilic cell-cell adhesion. NCBI's taxonomy places the organism in Eukaryota, Metazoa, Chordata, Mammalia, Artiodactyla, Suidae. Gene Ontology annotation, cellular component: catenin complex; plasma membrane. Gene Ontology annotation, molecular function: beta-catenin binding; calcium ion binding; cadherin binding.
UAGCAUCCGGAGAAGCCAGUCGGAGGCCGAAAAAGUCCGAGAGCGCUGGCGGUAGGAGUGCCAGGCGGGGCUGCUUUAGCUCCGGCCCAAUGGGGAUGGGGCGAGGGAGGGGCAGUAGGUGACAGCACCCGGAGUUAGGGGGAGUCCGGCGAACUAAAGUGCGGGGAUCAAUGAGUGGCGAGCAAAGUUUCUGUGUCUUGCUCUAGCUCGCGGUCUUCCCUCCCCCUCUGUUUGUGUUUCGGCGACGCGCUGUGUGUGUGUGUGUGUGUGCGUGUGUGUGUCUGCGCGCGCGCGUGCGGCGGGGAAGGGGCGGGGAGAGUGUGGGGGACCAGCCGGAGGUUGAGAGGGGCUCAAGGAGCUCCAGCUCCACAGCGGUACUAGCUUCAGCCGGGGCAGGCAAGAGGGAGAGCGCUGACAGCCGCCGUCCGAAGCUGCUGCGGGCGCUGCCACAGCCCAGAGCGGAUUUCCCCGCCUACACAGCCACGGGUGAAGGAGAAAGGGGGACCAACCACCACCCCCGCCCCAAACAAAAAGCCUUGUGGAUUACAAAGUGAAACUGACACAGGACAAUAAAGGGAAAGGGCACGAGGUCAGGGGCGAGGCGCACUAGAGAGGGCUUCUGACUGGGGCCGCCGGAGAAGGAUCCCCCUGGCAUGGUUAGGGGAGGGGACUCGGGGACAGAGCGCUGCUCCUGUCCGACCCUGGCGAGGCCGAGAAGAAAGAGGGACCUGCGCUCGAUUUGGAUGUACAAAUAAUGGGUCGGCAGGCGUCCUGGCAGAGGUAAAAAAAAUUAAAAAUGCCGAAUAGCGCUGGAUUUUGCCUGCGCCUGACUACGGGCUCGAAGCCGCAGCAGGGGCGGCGGCGCCGGCUGGAGGAGAAGGGACAGAGCUGAGCGCUCCGGGAUACCGGAGCCCCAGCGCCGCUGUGAGCGCUUGGAAGGCAGUUUUCUAGCUGCCCGCGCUCAGACCCCGAAGCCUGGGCCUCAGCGGCCACUUCUGCAGCCCUGUUGGAGGGGCGUUGCAGCCUUGUUCUUGAGGAGAGGGGAUUCGAGGAAAUCCCUCGUCUCCAGAUUUUGGGAAAGGAAUUCGAGAAUCUCCCGGCUCCUCAUCGACCCCUCCCCCGUGAGCAAUUGUUCUUUCCACACACCGCUACGGACGUUUGUCCUUCCCUCUUCAGUUUCUUCGCUGUGGUAAGUUCUAAAGUUUCUGAGGACAAUUGUUUGCAACUUCAUUCCUCAUUAACCUCAAUCUCUCCCAACUCACAUCCACCUGGGCGAAAACGCUGACUCUCCCGGAUUCGAAAACAAAGUGAAGGGGGAAAAUAGAGAAGGUUUGAGAAACUUUUCUGGGAACUCAUCAACGCACAGGAGUGUCCGAGGAAUGCCUGCCGCUUUCCCCCAAGGCAUCUCUCUCGCACUAAGCAUCCAAAUGGCUACCUUGAUCCUUUUGCUGAUGCGACUUGCUUCUGUUGGGCAGGAGAUUCUUUGAAAUAGCAGAGCUCUCCAAGCCAUCGGCUGCAUGUUUGCUGGGGCUACUUAAUCCCCGUCAUCGUCAUCACUUUUUUGCCUCACCUCUUCCUUCUCUAUAUCACACUGUUCCAGGGAGCCAGGAACAUGGACUUGGCAGCAGACAGGGCUCCUGGCCGCCCGUGGCUCCCGCUGCCCACUUUAUCAUUAUUUCAGCUCCUUCGCGUCUUUUGGCUGCUGUCACUGCUCCCAGGGUCGGCCCGGGUCAGCGGGGCGGAGCAGCGCCAGGUGUUUCAGGUGCUGGAGGAGCAACCUCCUGGCACGCUGGUGGGUACCAUCCAGACGCGCCCUGGCUUCACCUACCGGCUCAGCGAAAGCCACGCCCUGUUUGCCAUAAACAGUAGCACCGGGGCCCUGUACACCACUGCCACCAUCGACCGCGAGAGCCUACCCAGCGACGUGAUCAACCUAGUGGUUCUUUCCAGCUCGCCCACCUACCCCACCGAAGUGCGAGUCUUGGUACGGGACCUCAAUGACAACGCCCCUGUCUUCCCGGACCCCUCGAUUGUGGUCACUUUCAAGGAGGACAGUAGCAGCGGGCGGCAAGUCAUCUUGGAUACCGCCACCGACUCGGACAUUGGCUCCAAUGGUGUGGACCACCGAUCCUACCGCAUUAUCCAGGGCAACGAGGCAGGUCGCUUCCGCCUGGAUAUCACCCUCAACCCAAGUGGCGAGGGUGCGUUCCUGCAUCUCGUGUCCAAGGGCGGGCUGGACCGUGAGGUCACGCCACAGUACCAGCUUUUGGUGGAAGUGGAGGACAAGGGCGAACCGAAGCGGCGGGGCUACCUUCAGGUAAACGUGACUGUUCAGGAUAUAAAUGACAACCCCCCGGUUUUUGGCAGUUCCCACUACCAGGCGGGGGUGCCUGAGGACGCGACGGUCGGCUCCAGCGUCCUCCAGGUGGCGGCGGCGGACGCCGACGAGGGCACCAACGCGGAUAUCCGCUAUCGGCUGCAGGACGAAGGGACCCCUUUCCAAAUGGACCCGGAAACGGGGCUUAUCACGGUACGGGAGCCCCUGGACUACGAGGCCCGGCGCCAGUACUCGCUUACCGUGCAGGCUAUGGAUCGAGGCGUGCCUUCUCUCACCGGGCGCGCUGAGGCGCUGAUUCAGCUGCUGGACGUUAACGACAAUGACCCUGUGGUAAAAUUCCGCUACUUCCCUGCCACCUCACGCUACGCCUCGGUAGAUGAGAACGCUCAGGUGGGCACUGUGGUGGCUCUGCUCACCGUGACGGACGCCGACUCCCCAGCAGCCAACGGGAACAUCUCUGUGCAGAUUCUUGGGGGCAAUGAGCAGCGCCACUUUGAGGUGCAGAGCAGCAAAGUGCCAAACCUGAGCCUCAUCAAAGUAGCCAGCGCCCUGGACCGGGAGCGCAUCCCUUCUUACAACCUAACAGUUUCCGUCUCUGAUAACCACGGGGCGCCCCCUGGCGCAGCGGUCCAGGCGCGCUCUUCUGUGGCAAGCUUGGUAAUUUUCGUCAAUGACAUCAAUGACCACCCUCCGGUCUUUGCACAGCAAGUGUACAGAGUGAACCUGAGCGAGGAGGCGCCCCCGGGAAGCUAUGUGAGUGGAGUGUCUGCCACUGACGGUGACUCUGGUCUCAAUGCUAAUCUGCGUUACAGCAUCGUCUCUGGUAAUGGACUAGGUUGGUUCCACAUCAGUGAACAUAGCGGCCUAGUGACCACUGGGCUUGCUGGGGGCUUGGACCGUGAACUCGCUUCCCAGAUUGUACUGAAUAUCAGUGCUCGGGACCAAGGGGUUCACCCCAAGGUUUCCUAUGCCCAGCUUGUGGUAACGCUCCUGGAUGUGAAUGAUGAAAAGCCAGUAUUUAGCCAUCCAGAAGGAUAUGAUGUGUCUGUGGUUGAGAAUGCCCCUACAGGGACAGAACUACUGGUCCUUGGGGCAACUGAUGGGGACCUGGGUGACAAUGGGACAGUGCGUUUUUCACUACAAGAGGCUGAGACUGACCAGAGGUCCUUCCGCCUGGAUCCUGUGUCUGGGAGGUUGAGUACUAUCUCCUCCUUGGACAGAGAGGAACAAGCUUUUUACUCCCUAUUGGUUCUGGCCACAGAUCUGGGCUCCCCUCCUCAGUCAUCAGUGGCUCGCAUAAAUGUGAGUCUCCUGGAUAUUAAUGACAACAGCCCUGUGUUCUACCCAGUCCAGUACUUUGCUCAUAUUCAGGAGAAUGAGCCUGGAGGCAGCUACAUCACCACAGUGUCUGCCACUGACCCAGACUUGGGUCUCAAUGGAACUGUCAAAUAUAGUAUAUCUGCUGGGGACAGAUCCCGGUUUCAGGUCAAUGCUCAAAGUGGGGUUAUUUCUACAAGAAUGGCCCUAGACAGAGAAGAAAAAACUGCUUAUCAGUUGCAAAUAGUGGCUACUGAUGGUGGCAAUUUACAGUCUCCCAACCAGGCAAUAGUAACCAUCACUGUAUUGGACACUCAAGACAACCCACCUGUGUUCAGUCAGGCUGCAUACAGCUUUGUGGUCUUUGAGAAUGUCGCUCUGGGAUAUCAUGUGGGUAGUGUGUCUGCAUCCACCAUGGACCUCAAUUCCAACAUCAGUUAUCUCAUUACUACUGGGGAUCAGAAAGGUAUGUUUGCUAUCAACCAGGUCACUGGGCAGCUUACCACAGCAAGUGUGAUUGACAGAGAAGAGCAAUCCUUUUAUCAGCUGAAGGUAGUGGCCAGUGGGGGGACAGUGACUGGAGACACUAUGGUUAACAUAACAGUUAAGGAUUUAAAUGACAACUCUCCCCAUUUCCUUCAGGCGGUAGAGAGAGUGAAUGUGGUGGAGAACUGGCAGGCAGGUCACAGCAUUUUCCAGGCCAAAGCUGUGGACCCUGAUGAAGGUGUCAAUGGCAUGGUACUCUAUAGCCUGAAGCAAAACCCCAAGAACCUCUUUACUAUCAAUGAAAGGAAUGGUAAUAUUAGUCUGCUAGGACCCCUGGAUGUUCAUGCUGGUUCCUACCAGAUAGAGAUCUUGGCAUCUGAUAUGGGUGUUCCCCAGCUCUCCUCUAGUUUCAUCUUAACAGUUUAUGUCCAUGAUGUAAAUGACAACCCACCAGUGUUUGACCAGCUUUCAUAUGAGGUCACCCUUUCUGAGUCAGAACCUGUGAAUUCUCGAUUCUUUAAAGUGCAAGCUUUUGAUAAGGAUUCAGGAGCAAAUGGUGAAAUUGCAUACAGCAUUGCUGAAGGAAAUACAGGGGAUGCUUUUGGCAUAUUCCCAGAUGGUCAAUUGUAUAUAAAAAGUGAACUGGACCGUGAACUUCAAGACAGAUAUGUUUUAUUGGUUGUUGCUUCUGACAGAGCAGUGGAACCCCUUAGUGCCACUGUGAAUGUUACUGUAAUUUUAGAAGAUGUAAAUGAUAACAGACCUCUUUUUAACAGUACCAAUUACACGUUCUACUUUGAAGAAGAACAGAGGGCUGGUUCGUUUGUGGGCAAAGUAAGUGCUAUAGAUAAAGACUUUGGGCCAAAUGGAGAAGUGAGGUAUUCUUUUGAAAUGGUGCAGCCAGAUUUUGAGUUGCAUGCAAUUAGUGGGGAAAUUACAAAUACCCAUCAAUUUGACAGGGAGUCUCUUAUGAGGCGGAGAGGGGCUGCGGUAUUUAGCUUUACAGUCAUUGCAACAGAUCAGGGGCUUCCUCAGCCACUCAAGGAUCAGGCCACGGUACAUGUUUACAUGAAGGAUAUAAAUGAUAAUGCUCCCAAGUUUUUAAAAGACUUUUACCAAGCUACAAUAUCAGAGUCAGCAGCCAACCUGACACAAGUUUUAAGAGUAUCUGCCUCAGAUGUUGAUGAAGGUAAUAAUGGACUCAUUCAUUAUUCUGUAAUAAAAGGAAACGAAGAGAGACAGUUUGCUAUAGACAGUACCUCUGGUCAGGUGACACUGAUUGGCAAAUUAGACUACGAAGCAACACCUGCCUAUUCCCUUGUCAUUCAAGCUGUGGAUUCUGGGGCGGUCUCCCUCAAUUCAACCUGUACCUUGAAUAUUGAUAUUUUAGAUGAGAAUGACAAUACUCCUUCUUUCCCUAAGUCAACAUUAUUUGUUGAUGUUUUGGAAAACAUGAGAAUUGGUGAACUUGUGUCCUCUAUUACUGCAACCGAUUCAGAUUCAGGUGACAAUGCCGACUUACAUUACAGUAUUACUGGGACUAACAACCAUGGAACUUUCAGCAUUAGCCCAAACACUGGGAGUAUUUUUCUUGCCAAAAAAUUGGACUUUGAAACACAGUCUUUGUACAAAUUAAAUAUAACAGCAAAAGACCGAGGAAGGCCUCCUCGUUCAUCUACAAUGUCAGUGGUUAUACAUGUGAGAGACUUUAAUGAUAAUCCCCCCAGCUUUCCUCCUGGAGAUAUUUUCAAGUCUAUUGUUGAGAAUGUUCCCAUUGGAACGUCUGUCAUUUCAGUGACUGCGCAUGACCCCGAUGCAGACAUUAAUGGACAGCUCUCCUAUAUCAUUCAACAGAUGCCAAGGGGCAACCACUUUGGCAUAGAUGAAGUCAAAGGCACUAUAUAUACUACUGCUGAAAUAGAUCGGGAAUUUGCUAAUCUCUUUGAAUUAACCGUAAAAGCCAAUGAUCAAGCUGUGCCUAUAGAAACUAGACGGUAUGCUUUGAAAAACGUGACCAUUUUGGUUACAGACCUCAAUGACAAUGUUCCAAUGUUUAUAUCACAAAAUGCCCUUGCUGCAGACCCUUCAGCUGUGAUUGGUUCUGUUCUGACAACAAUUAUGGCUGCUGAUCCAGAUGAAGGGGCGAAUGGAGAGGUGGAGUACGAGAUCGUCAAUGGGGACACAGACACCUUCAUUGUGGAUCGUUACAGUGGAGACUUGAGAGUGGCUUCGGCGCUGGUGCCUUCUCAGCUGAUCUAUAAUCUCAUAGUUUCAGCUACAGACCUUGGCCCUGAAAGGAGGAAGUCAACCACUGAAUUGACUGUCAUUCUUCAGGGCCUUGAUGGGCCUGUUUUUACGCAACCCAAAUACAUAACUAUUUUGAAGGAGGGAGAACCCAUUGGCACCAAUGUAAUAUCAAUAGAAGCAGCAAGUCCCAGAGGAUCUGAGGCCCCGGUGGAGUAUUAUAUUGUUUCAGUCCGUUGUGAAGAGAAAACUGUUGGACGUCUCUUUACUAUUGGACGACAAACUGGCAUAAUUCAGACUGCAGCCAUUCUGGACCGGGAGCAAGGAGCAUGUCUUUACCUGGUGGAUGUUUAUGCCAUAGAAAAAUCAACUGCUUUUCCCAGAACACAGAGAGCAGAGGUAGAAAUAACACUUCAGGAUAUCAAUGACAAUCCACCAGUGUUCCCAACGGACAUGUUGGAUCUUACAGUGGAGGAGAACAUUGGUGAUGGCUCUAAGAUUAUGCAGCUGACGGCCAUGGAUGCUGAUGAGGGUGUGAAUGCUCUUGUCACAUACACGAUCAUUAGUGGAGCUGAUGACAGUUUUCGCAUUGACCCUGAAUCUGGAGAUCUGAUAGCUACCAAGAGGUUGGAUAGAGAACGCCGUUCCAAAUAUUCCUUGCUGGUUCGUGCAGAUGAUGGUCUUCAGUCCUCAGAUAUGAGAAUAAAUAUCACUGUCAGUGAUGUGAAUGACCACAUGCCCAAGUUCUCCAGGCCUGUGUUCUUUGACAUCCCAGAAGACACCACUCCAGGUUCUUUGGUGGCAGCUAUUUUAGCUACAGAUGAUGACUCCGGUGUGAAUGGAGAAAUUACAUAUAUUGUGAAUGAAGAUGAUGAAGAUGGCAUAUUUUUCCUGAAUCCAGUUACUGGGGUCUUUAAUUUGACUCGAAUACUAGAUUAUGAAGCACAGCAAUAUUAUAUCCUCACUGUUCGAGCCGAAGAUGGUGGGGGACAAUUUACUACUGUCAGGGUUUAUUUCAAUAUACUAGAUGUAAAUGAUAACCCUCCUAUUUUCAGCUUGAAUUCAUAUAGCACAUCUUUAAUGGAGAAUCUACCUCUAGGAUCUACUGUUCUUGUGUUUAAUGUUACAGAUGCAGAUGAUGGCAUCAACUCCCAACUGGCUUAUAGCAUCGCUUCUGGUGACAGCCUUGGGCAGUUUACUGUGGACAAGAAGGGUGUGCUGAAAGUCCUAAAAGCUUUGGACCGGGAAAGUCAGUCCUUCUACAAUCUGGUUGUUCAGGUGCAUGACCUGCCACAGCUUCCAGCCUCCAGAUUCACCAGCACGGCUCAAGUCUCCAUUAUUUUGUUGGAUGUGAAUGAUAACCCACCAACAUUCCUUUCCCCUAAAUUGACAUACAUUCCAGAAAACACACCUAUUGAUACCAUUGUUUUCAAAGCACAAGCAACCGACCCAGACAGCGGCCCAAACAGCUAUAUUGAGUACACUCUACUGAACCCUUCAGGAAACAAAUUCAGUAUUGGGACCAUUGAUGGGGAAGUGAGACUCACUGGAGAACUGGACAGAGAAGAGGUUUCUAAUUAUACUCUAACAGUGGUGGCUACAGACAAAGGUCAACCAUCUCUCUCUUCAUCCACAGAGGUUAUAGUUAUGGUACUUGACAUCAAUGAUAACAACCCUGUUUUUGCACAGGCCGUGUAUAAAGUGGAGAUUAAUGAAAACACACUUACUGGAACAGAUAUAGUACAAGUAUCCGCAGCAGAUGGAGAUGAAGGUACAAAUGGACAGGUUCGCUAUGGCAUUGUUGAUGGCAAUGCCAAUCAGGAAUUUCGGAUUGACUCUGUCACAGGUACCAUCACAGUGGCUAAGCGUUUGGACAGAGAGAAGACCCCUACUUACCUUCUAACUGUUCAGGCAACAGAUCGGGGCAGCACCCCCAGGACUGAUACCUCCACGGUCAGCAUUGUUCUACUAGACAUUAAUGAUUUUGUUCCCAUAUUUGAGCUAUCUCCAUACUCCGUACAUGUCCCUGAAAAUUUAGGGACACUACCCAGAACAAUUCUUCAGGUGGUGGCAAGAGAUGAUGAUCAAGGUUCUAACAGCAAACUCUCAUAUGUGCUAUCUGGUGCUAAUGAAGACAGUGCGUUUACUCUCUCAGCUAGUGGGGAACUUCGAGUAACACAGAGUUUGGAUCGUGAAACCAAGGAGCAUUUUGUCUUGUCAAUCACAGCUACAGAUUCAGGAUCCCCUGCCCUGACUGGAACUGGAACAAUCAAUGUCAUAGUAGAUGACAUCAAUGACAACAUCCCCACUUUUGCCAGUAAAAUGUAUUUCACAACAAUUCCUGAAGAUGCACCAACUGGAACAGAUGUUUUAAUGGUAAAUGCUUCGGAUGCUGAUGCUUCAAUAAAUGCAGUUAUCAGUUAUAGGAUCAUUGGUGGAAAUUCCCAGUUCACCAUCAACCCAUCCACAGGACAGAUCAUCACCAGUGCAUUGCUAGACAGGGAGACAAAAGAGAAUUAUACUUUAGUAGUUGUCGCCAGUGAUGCAGGUUCUCCAGAGCCUCUUUCCAGUUCCACCAGCGUGCUUGUCACUGUGACCGAUGUCAAUGACAACCCACCAAGAUUUCAACAUCACCCAUAUGUCACCCACAUCCCAUCUCCUACGCCUCCAGGUUCCUUUGUCUUUGCGGUUACAGUCACAGAUGCUGAUGUUGGACCCAAUUCUGAACUGCAUUAUUCUCUUUCGGGUAGAAACUCUGAAAAAUUUCACAUUGACCCAUUGAGAGGAGCUAUUAUGGCAGCCGGACCACUGAAUGGAGCUUCAGAAGUGACGUUUUCUGUACACGUGAAAGACAGUGGUUCAUUUCCAAAGACAGAUUCGACAACAGUGACUGUUCGAUUUGUGAACAAAGCAGAUUUCCCUAAAGUCAGAGCCAAAGAACAAACUUUUAUGUUUCCUGAAAACCAGCCAGUAGGCACUCUUGUCACUACCAUAACAGGCUCCUCCUUGAGAGGAGAACCUUUGUCCUAUUAUAUUGCCAGUGGGAAUCUUGGCAACACAUUCCAGAUUGAUCAGUUAACAGGACAGGUGUCCAUUAGUCAGGCUCUGGAUUUUGAAAAGAUACAAAAAUAUGUUGUAUGGAUAGAAGCCAGAGAUGGAGGUUUCCCUCCUUUCUCUGCUUAUGAGAAACUGGAUAUAACCGUAUUAGAUGUCAAUGAUAAUUCCCCAGUUUUUAAGGAAGAUCCGUUUGUAUCUGAAAUAUUGGAAAACCUUUCUCCUCGAAAAAUACUUACUGUUUCUGCAGUGGACAAGGACAGUGGACCCAAUGGACAGUUAGAUUAUGAAAUUGUUAAUGGCAACAGAGAACAUAGUUUCAGUAUCAACCAUGCCACUGGUGAAAUCAGAAGCAUUCGACCUUUAGACAGGGAAAAAACAGCUCAGUAUGUGCUUACCAUAAAGUCCUCAGACAAAGGCUCCCCUUCCCAGAGUGCCUCAGUAAAAGUCAUCAUUAACAUUUUAGAUGAAAAUGAUAAUGCCCCUAGAUUUUCACAAAUAUUCAGUGCCCACGUGCCUGAAAUCCCUUUAGGAUACACAGUUACACGUGUCACAACGUCUGAUGAAGACAUUGGUGUAAAUGCAAUUAGUAGAUAUUCUAUAAUGGACACAAGUCUUCCAUUUAUAAUUAAUCCCAGCACUGGUGAUAUUGUAAUUAGUAGACCUUUAAACAGAGAAGAUACAGACCGUUACAGAAUCCGAGUUUCUGCACACGAUUCUGGGUGGACUGUAAGUACAGAUGUCACCAUAUUUGUGACAGACAUCAAUGACAAUGCUCCAAGAUUCAGCAGACCCUCCUAUUAUUUAGACUGCCCUGAACUUCCUGAAAUCGGCUCCAGAGUGACUCAAGUGUCUGCCACAGAUCCUGAUGAGGGAUCAAAUGGACAAGUGUUUUAUUUUAUAAAAUCUCAAUCAGAAUACUUCAGGAUUAAUGCCACCACAGGAGAGAUUUUCAAUAAACAGGUCUUAAAAUACCAAAAUGUUAGUGGCUUCAGUAACGUGAACAUCAACAGACAUAGUUUUAUAGUGACGUCUUCAGACCGAGGCAAUCCUUCAUUACUUAGUGAGACAACGGUUACCAUCAACACAGUGGACAGUAAUGACAACGCACCACAGUUUCUUCAAACUAAAUAUUUUACUCCAGUCACCAAAAACGUGAAAGUUGGCACAAAGUUAAUCAAAGUUACUGCAGUCGAUGACAAGGAUUUUGGACUGAAUUCUGAGGUGGAGUAUUUCAUUUUGAAUGAAAAUCAUUUGGGAAAAUUUAAGUUAGACAAUAACACAGGGUGGAUUUCAGUAGCAUCUUCCCUGAUAUCUGACUUAAAUCAAAACUUUUUGAUCACUGUCACUGCCAAGGAUAAAGGAAACCCUCCACUUUCAUCCCAAGCAACCGUUCAAAUAAUUGUCACUGAAGAGAACUACCACACCCCGGAAUUCUCUCAAAGCCACAUGAGUGCAACCAUUCCUGAAAGCCAUAGCAUUGGGGCCAUUGUCAGAACUGUUUCUGCAAGAGAUAGAGACACAGCUAUGAAUGGCUUAGUUAGGUACAGUAUUUCCUCAGGAAAUGAAGAAGGCAUCUUUGCCAUCAAUUCCUCCACAGGUAUAUUAACACUAGCCAAAGCUCUUGACUAUGAGCUAUGCCAGAAACAUGAAAUGACUAUCAGUGCUACAGAUGGAGGAUGGGUUGCCAGAACUGGUUACUGCAGUGUCACUGUCAAUGUAAUUGAUGUGAAUGACAAUUCUCCAGUAUUCCUCCCCGAUGAAUAUUUCCCCACUGUUUUAGAAAAUGCCCCGAGUGGGACAACAGUUAUCCACCUAAAUGCAACAGAUGCUGACUCUGGAACUAAUGCUGUGAUCGCAUAUACUGUACAGUCAUCUGACAGUGACCUUUUUGUCAUUGACCCCAACACAGGAGUCAUCACCACGCAAGGCUUCUUGGAUUUUGAAACCAAGCAGAGCUACCACCUUACUGUGAAAGCUUUCAAUGUCCCUGAUGAAGAAAGGUGCAGUUUUGCCACUGUUAAUAUACAAUUGAAAGGGACAAAUGAAUAUGUGCCUCGUUUUGUUUCCAAACUUUACUAUUUUGAAAUCUCAGAAGCAGCUCCUAAAGGUACUAUUGUUGGAGAAGUGUUUGCCAGUGACCGUGAUUUGGGCACUGAUGGGGAGGUACAUUAUUUACUUUUUGGUAACAGUAGAAAGAAGGGUUUCCAGAUCAAUAAGAAGACCGGACAAAUUUAUGUUUCUGGACUUCUUGAUAGAGAAAAAGAAGAAAGGGUAUCUUUGAAGGUAUUGGCCAAGAAUUUUGGCAGCAUUAGGGGUGCAGACAUAGAUGAGGUCACUGUAAAUGUCACGGUGCUUGAUGCCAACGACCCACCUGUUUUUAGUCUAAACAUCUACAGUGUUCAGAUCAGCGAAGGGGUUCCCACGGGAACCCAUGUGACCUUUGUCAGUGCCUUCGACUCAGACUCUGUGCCCAGCUGGAGUAGGUUUUCUUACUUCAUUGGAUCAGGGAAUGAAAAUGGUGCCUUUUCCAUUAAUCCCCAGACAGGACAGAUCACCGUUACUGCAGAAUUAGAUCGAGAAAUACCCAUCUAUAAUCUCACGGUUUUGGCUGUGGAUUCGGGGACCCCCUCAGCCACAGGGAGUGCUUCCUUAUUAGUCACCCUGGAAGAUAUAAAUGAUAAUGGGCCCAUGCUGACCAUCAGUGAAGGAGAAGUUAUGGAAAACAAACGCUCAGGAACUCUGGUGAUGACCCUUCAGUCCACUGAUCCUGAUCUCCCUCCAAAUCAAGGCCCCUUUACCUAUUACUUGCUGAGCACUGGUCCGGCCACCAAUUACUUCAGUCUGAACACAGCUGGAGUUCUAAGCACCACUCGAGAGAUUGACAGAGAGCAGAUUGCAGACUUCUAUCUGUCUGUGGUCACUAGGGACUCUGGUGUUCCUCAGAUGUCUUCCACGGGAACUGUACACAUUACAGUUAUAGACCAAAAUGACAACCCUUCACAGUCUCGGACGGUGGAGAUCUUUGUUAACUAUUAUGGCAACUUGUUUCCUGGUGGGAUUUUAGGCUCCGUGAAGCCACAGGAUCCUGAUGUAUUAGACACCUUCCACUGCUCCCUAACUUCAGGAGUCACAAGCCUCUUCAGUAUUCCAAGGGGCACUUGUGAUUUGAAUUCCCAGCCGAGGUCCACAGAUGGCACGUUUGAUCUGACUGUCCUUAGCAAUGACGGAGUCCAUGGCACCGUUACGAGCAAUAUCCGAGUUUUCUUCUCUGGAUUUUCCAAUGCAACAGUGGACAACAGCAUCCUCCUGCGUCUCAGUGUCCCAACCGUAAAGGACUUCCUGACCAACCACUACCUUCAUUUCUUACGCAUUGCAGGUUCACAGCUCACUGGCCUGGGGACUGCUGUGCAACUGUAUGGUGCCUAUGAGGGGAACAAUAGGACGUUUCUUUUGGCAGCUGUGAAACGCAACCAUAAUCAGUAUGUGAAUCCCAGCGGUGUAGCCACCUUCUUUGAAAGCAUCAAAGAGAUCCUCCUCCGGCAGAGUGGGGUGAAGGUGGAAUCUGUGGACCACGAUUCCUGUGCUCAUGGCCCGUGUCAGAACGGAGGGAGCUGUGUGAGGAGGCUGGCUGUGAGCUCUGAAUUAAAGAGCUAUGAGAGCCUGCCAGUCAUCAUCGUGGCAAACGAACCUUUGCAGCCUUUCUUCUGCAAGUGUCUGCCAGGCUAUGCGGGCAGCUGGUGUGAAAUAGACAUAGACGAGUGCCUCCCAUCCCCCUGCCAUAAUGCUGGGACCUGUCACAAUUUAGUGGGAGGAUUUUCCUGCAGCUGCCCAGAUGGCUUUACUGGCCGGGCCUGUGAGAGAGACAUCAAUGAGUGCCUGCCUAGUCCCUGCAAGAACGGUGCCAUCUGCCAGAACUUUCCAGGAGGCUUCAACUGUGUUUGCAAGACUGGAUACACAGGGAAAAUGUGCGAAUCUUCAGUCAAUUACUGUGAAUGCAACCCCUGCUUUAAUGGUGGUUCCUGCCAGAGUGGUGUAGAGUCAUACUAUUGCCAUUGCCCAUUUGGUGUCUUUGGAAAACACUGUGAGUUGAAUAGUUAUGGAUUUGAGGAGUUAUCAUACAUGGAAUUUCCCAGCUUGGACCCCAAUAACAACUAUAUUUAUGUCAAAUUUGCAACGAUUAAGCAUGCUUUAUUUCUAUACAACUAUGACAACCAGACAGGGGACCGGGCUGAGUUUUUGGCCCUUGAAAUUGCUGAAGAAAGACUAAGAUUCUCUUAUAAUUUAGGCAGUGGUACCUAUAAACUCACCACCAUGAAGAAGGUAUCAGAUGGACAUUUUCAUACUGUGAUUGCCAGGAGAGCAGGAAUGGCAGCUUCCUUAACUGUGGACUCUUGUUCUGAGAACCAAGAACCAGGGUACUGCACGGUCAGUAAUGUGGCAGUUUCAGACGACUGGACUCUUGACGUUCAGCCAAAUCGAGUCACAGUCGGUGGUAUCAGAUCACUAGAACCAAUCCUUCAGAGGAGAGGACACGUGGAAAGCCACGAUUUUGUCGGGUGUAUAAUGGAGUUUGCUGUCAAUGGAAGGCCUCUGGAACCCAGCCAAGCUUUGGCAGCACAAGGCAUCCUCGAUCAAUGCCCUAGACUGGAAGGUGCUUGUACUCGGAGUCCCUGCCAACAUGGUGGCACGUGUACAGAUUACUGGUCGUGGCAGCAGUGUCACUGCAGAGAAGGAUUGACUGGGAAAUACUGUGAAAAAUCUGUUACUCCUGACACUGCCUUAUCUUUAGAAGGCAAAGGGCGCUUGGACUAUCACAUGAGUCAGAAUGAGAAGCGGGAAUAUCUGCUGAGACAGAGCAUACGAGGUUCCAUGUUGGAGCCUUUUGGUGUGAACAGUCUGGAAGUAAAAUUCAGGACAAGAAGCGAGAAUGGCAUUUUAAUCCAUAUCCAAGAAAGCAGCAAUUACACUACUGUGAAGAUUAAGAAUGGCAAAGUGCAUUUUACAUCUGAUGCAGGAAUUGCUGGAAAAGUGGAGAGAAAUAUUCCCGAAGUCUAUGUUGCCGAUGGCCACUGGCACACUUUUCUAAUUGGAAAAAAUGGAACAGCCACAGUAUUGUCCAUCGACAGAAUUUAUAACAGAGAUAUCAUCCACCCUACUCAGGAUUUUGGUGGCCUUGAUGUACUCACUAUAUCUCUUGGAGGAAUUCCACCCAAUCAAGCUCAUCGAGAUACUCAAACAGGGUUUGACGGCUGUAUUGCUUCUAUGCUCUAUGGUGGACAAAGUCUUCCCUUCAGCGGGAAACACAGCUUGGCCUCCAUUUCUAAAACGGAUCCCUCGGUAAAGAUCGGCUGUCGCGGCCCGAACAUUUGUGCCAGCAACCCCUGCUGGGGCGAUCUGCUGUGUCUCAACCAGUGGUACGCCUACAAGUGCGUCCCGCCCGGGGACUGCGCCUCUCACCCCUGCCAGAACGGCGGCAGCUGCGAGCCAGGCCUGCACUCCGGCUUCACCUGCAGCUGCCCGGAGUCACACACAGGGAGGACCUGCGAGACGGUGGUGGCCUGUCUCGGUGUCCUCUGUCCCCCGGGGAGGGUGUGCAAAGCUGGCAGUCCCGGAGAGCACAUCUGCGUUCUGAGUCAGGGCCCCGAGGAGAUCUCCCUGCCCCUGUGGGCUGUGCCUGCCAUCGUGGGCAGCUGUGCCACCGUCCUGGCCCUCCUGGUCCUGAGCCUGAUCCUGUGUAAUCAGUGCCGGGGGAAGAAGGCCCAAAACCCCAAAGAGGAGAAGAAACCGAAGGAGAAGAAGAAAAAGGGAAGUGAAAAUGUUGCGUUUGAUGAUCCUGACAACAUCCCUCCCUACGGGGAGGACAUGACCGUGAGGAAGCAGCCUGAAGGGAACCCGAAGCCAGAUAUCAUCGAAAGGGAGAACCCCUACCUCAUCUACGAUGAGACUGAUCUUCCUCACAACUCAGAAACCAUCCCCAGCGCCCCUUUGGCUUCGCCGGAGCAGGAGAUAGAGCACUACGACAUCGACAAUGCCAGCAGCAUCGCGCCUUCGGACGCGGACAUCAUCCAGCACUACAAGCAGUUCCGCAGCCACACCCCGAAAUUUUCCAUCCAGAGGCACAGUCCCCUGGGCUUUGCAAGGCAGUCCCCCAUGCCCCUGGGGGCCAGCAGUUUGACUUACCAGCCUUCCUACAGUCAAGGUUUGAGAUCCAGCUCCCUAAGCCACUCUGCUUGCCCAACCCCCAACCCUCUGUCCAGGCACAGCCCCGCCCCUUUCUCCAAGUCUUCUACUUUCUACAGGAACAGCCCGGCCAGGGAAUUGCAUCUUCCCAUGAGGGAUGGAAACACUUUGGAAAUGCACGGCGAGGCAUGCCAACCUGGCAUUUUCAACUAUGCUACGAGGCUGGGAAGGAGAAGCAAGAGUCCUCAGGCCAUGGCAUCGCAUGGUUCCAGACCUGGAAGUCGCCUGAAGCAGCCAAUUGGGCAGAUUCCUCUGGAAUCUUCCCCUCCGGUAGGACUCUCAAUUGAAGAGGUGGAGAGGCUAAACACCCCUCGCCCUAGAAACCCGAGUAUCUGCAGUGCAGAUCAUGGGAGGUCUUCUUCAGAAGAGGACUGCAGAAGGCCGCUGUCCAGAACCAGGAACCCAGCGGAUGGCAUUCCGGCUCCAGAAUCUUCUUCUGAUAGUGACUCACACGAGUCUUUCACUUGCUCAGAAAUGGAAUAUGACAGGGAAAAGCCAAUGGUAUACACUUCCAGGAUGCCCAAAUUAUCUCAAGUCAAUGAAUCUGAUGCAGAUGAUGAAGAUAAUUAUGGAGCCAGACUGAAGCCUAGAAGAUACCAUGGCCGCAGGGCUGAGGGGGGACCUGUGGGCACACAGGCAGCAGCACCGGGGGCUGCUGACAACACACUGCCCUUGAAGCUUGGGCAGCAAGCAGGGAACUUCAACUGGGACAACCUUUUGAACUGGGGCCCUGGCUUUGGCCAUUAUGUAGAUGUUUUUAAAGAUUUGGCAUCUCUCCCAGAAAAAGCAGCAGCAAAUGAAGAAGGCAAAGGUGGGACAACUAAGCCAGCCCCCAAAGACGGGGAAGCAGAACAGUAUGUGUGAACUUUAUGUCCUGGCAGUAUAAAAGUAUAAAACCAAGGAACACUCAAACCAUGGUAAGGUUGCCGAUGAGGGUGGGUCACAUUUGCAAAACAGGCCAGUAUGGACUGGUGUUGGAGGGAAACUUAAAAAUAAUAACCACAGUGCUGCUGAAACAGACUCAACACGACUCUAAUUUAAAUAUGCUUGGUUGGAUUUCUUUUUCUGCAUGCUUCGUAUUUUGCAACUAGUUAUGUGGCAUGCAGCAUUUGGAAAGGUUUUUCUUAUGUACCAGUGUUUGAUUUGUGACUUUUAAAAUUAAUACCGUUGCCAUUGCAAAAAUGAACUUGUACUUUCACAGUGGGGUAUGUGUAUUGUUUCCAUUGUAUGAUUAUUAUGUUUUGCAUUGCAAGAUCCUUGAGGUUUAACUCAUCUUUGUAAAAUGUAGAAAGAGCCCUCCUAUUCUUGAAUGAAUGACUAAGUAUUAACACUUUUCAGAAUCAUAGAUUCCAUAUUCGAGGUUGCGCAGAAACAUUUGAAUAUGUUUUUCAUGACAGUGGGUACUAAAAUUAAGUCAUUUUGUUCAGCACUUUAGAACUUUCUUACAAAGUUUUGUUACAAAUUCCAAAUCUUUUUUUGUAAACAUCUAUGGUCUUCUGACUUUGACCAGGCUUCCACAAGGAACAAAAUGAUCGCAUGGUGUCCACAGAACACUGCCGCUCUCCUACUGUGGAAUGAUGUUCUAACCACUUCUCAGAGACACUUUUAAAAGUUAUUUAUUGAAAAAUGUUCUAUGCAUCUAAAAUUUUAAAGAAUCAACCUAAAGAAAACCUAUGAUUGGACUUAGUUUUCAACCAUUUAACACUUACCCCAGGUACCCAGGUUUAAUAAUUUAUAGAAAAAAGUCAAAUGUCAACACUUCUUACUUUCUGUCAUUUUGUAGAUCCUUUUUUAAUACUGUGUAAAAACUUUUUUUUACACUUAAGCUGUGUUUUUGAUACCGAUAUUUUCCUAUGCUGAAUAGUUUUCUUACUUUCAGGGAAAGUAAGAAAGUACCUUUUUUACAUUUGUUACUUAUGUAACAUUCAUAUUUUUCACAUUUUGAUAUUUGUAACAUAAUGUAUGCUUUCUACUUUUAAAUGCCAACAAUAGAAUUAAAAUAUUUAUUUAAAAUACUUUGCAUUCAUAGUGUAAUAUUAAUUUUUCAUUUUCCCAAACUCUUCCCAUGCCUGAUUGGGAAUAGUCUCUACAGUAGCAUAUGGCAAGUUGGACAAUAAAGGGGCAAACUCCUUUUCUUUUAAAAGACAUGACUAUGGAUAAUCGCCAGAACAGAUAUUUUAAGGACACUUUAGUGCAUUCCUACCUGUCAGAGAUCUUGGACUUCCCUAGAGCAUAAUGUCUAGACUAGGUUGGUCUUAGGGGACCAACUUUGUUAUGAACCUGGUUUCAGCAUUCUGGCAAUAAAUAUCUGGAAGGUCCCAAUAGAGUGUGUUCACUAAAGACCAGCUUUGGACUAGGCUUACAGUAAUAGGAAUGGCAAUGAAUUAAAGCUAAUUAUGGAAAAAUGUCUGGGUCUCAUUUUCUCCAAGGACCCAGCCCCAAAUUUUCUAAAUCCAGUGGUGAGUAGACAGAAUGACAGUGAAAGAUUUGCUACACAUACCUGUCUUUAAUUUAUUGAUCACUCUGCUUCACACAGUAUAAACAAAUUUUAUGUGCUAUCUUAGCCAAGACAAAUCCCUAUUUUCAUGUAGUCACCCAGGAGUGAAACAAUUCAGAAGAUUCUGGUCUAGAACAAAUCCAUUGGUAUAUCAGUAGUUACUCCUGAAAUAACAGGACUUCUACAAACACUCUCAGAACAUUUUGUAAAUACCUUUCCCCAUCUAAUAUUUGCUAAGAAUAUUACCCUCUUCCACCACCUGCACCAUCCUGCAUAGAGAUUUUAAAAAUACGCAAACAUCUUUAGUACAUGAAAUAUGGAAAAGAUUUUAGUAAAUAAAAUAUUUCAUUUCAUUUUUAAUUGUUUUUGGCUGUGCCUAGUGCAUGUGGAAGUCCCAGGCCAGGGAUCAAACCCAAGCCACAGCAGUGACAACCUUCGGCAGCAGUGCUAAAUCCUUAACCACUAUGCUCCCAGGGAAUUCUUAAAAUAUUUUAAUGAGAACAGAUUGAGAUAUGUGAAUAAUUAUUUUGAUAUUUAAUAAGAUUGAGAUUAUUAUUUUUGCUUCAAAAAAGAAAAUAAGAUGUGGUUAAAAUCUAAAUUAUAAUAUUCUCAUAACAUGGUUUAGUGACUGAGUGUAAGACCUUAAUCUAUUUUUUGUUUUUUUGUUUGUCUGUUACCUACGAUGAGCCAACAUGUUUUAGUAUUUCCCUAUGAACUUUACUAUUGUGAAUGUAUGCACCAAAUUUGGGAACAUGUUGAUUGCCUUGCAUAACUCAAAACAGAGUGCAUUUUUUUUGAGAAACUGUGAAGCAUCUCAAUGUCCUCAAGGAUAUAAACUCUAUAAUUGAGAACAGAGCUAAAAGUAAAAUGAUAAACAUGAUUAUAGCUAAGGGUUAAAGGGAAAGAAUCUGAUGCCAAGAUUCUGUAUUCUAGUUCUCUAAGAAUUCUUUGUGAGAUAAAGAAUUACAAUUCUCUAGAUUAAUCCAUCCCAGUUUACCCAUAAGGUAAGAUUUGUAUAGGAAAAUUCCUAGUCUACGGUUCUUCUUUGAAAGCUUUCCCACUGAAGCAAGAGCAAUAUUAAUAUUUUUAUAGCAAAACGAAUCAGAAAUGUGCACAAUGAAAUUUUCACUCAAAGUGGAGAUUAAUUCAUACUGAAAUAGUGAAGCGACACAACAUUGCUACAGUGGAAUGGGGGUUGUGGAGACAAAUUAAUAAGAUAACCACCCCCACUAAUUAAUUGUUAGUAGUGACUUGCAGUUUCAUACAUAAAAUUAUGACUUUAGAAUUUUAAUCCAGCCUCUGCACGUGUUUAUUGGGUUGCCUGGAAUACGGUCACUCUUCGGGGCUCUUCCUCAUGUUUGUUGUGGGGAAAAUAUUACUCUCAGGUGCACACAGACAACACCUUCGUGAGCGUGUUGUCAGGAGAUGCAGAGUGUCAUCACUCAGCCCCAAGAUCUGUAGGCUUAGAUCGGUGACAUGGCACAGGACUCUAAGCACUCAGCUCUUGAGGAGCACACUGCUCUUGCUUUCAAAGCUAUUUCCAAAAUUUUCUAAGUUAGCUGAUUUCAUGGAUCACUUGUUCAGAUAAAUUAAAAUGAUUUGAGGAAAAUGGGGCAUCAGAAGGGACCAGAGCACAACUUCUAACUCCCAUGUUGCCAUUAGCAUGUUUAUGCACACCAAGGCUGAUGAGAAUGAUAACUGCUUUGAAUUAUUGAGAGCUAUGUUCUUUAUAAAUAUUCUAGGUAUGAGAAAAAAAUAAAUCACCAUGUGACUUUAUUACUUCCAGACAUCCCAUCUAAGAAAUCACUAUUUUCAUGAAAAUGAAAAAAUUAAUCCGUAAAAGAUAAAAUUAAUCCGUAAAAGAUGAAAAAAUUAUUUUUUAAAUUGUGAAUCAAUUAAUUCAGCAAUGCACUUUUAUUUUCCCACUGUUUUAUGUUACAGACUCGGUUUUCAAAGGACUAACAUUCCAAGAUGACUAAAUUUAUAUUUCCUUAGAAAAAAAUAAGCCCAGAAAGGGAAUGUAUUUUGGCAUACAUUUAUUAGAGCUCUCAGUGUGAAAUAAAAUAUUGAAAUCUAUGAUUAAUCUAGUAUAUAUUCCUUAAAGCUAUUUGGAGUGAAAUGUCACAUCAUUAGUAAUUUAUAUGGUUACUACUACUGAGCCAGCCAGCAGUUUUAAUAGUUUAGCAGUCCAGGAUUUAUAGGCCAAUAUUAUACAUGAAUUUAAUAUUUUCAUUUAUUGCUAAUGAGGCAAAAGGUACCAGGUUCUAAUAAAUUUUGGUGAAGAAAAUUGUGCAUACAGAUAAAUAGCAGUGAUUCAAUGCUAGCAUAACCUAUGCCUCUAUGAUAAUCAUUGUAAACAAAUAUAUUCUACACCAAAGACCAUGUAGUACGGCAUUCUCCCUGAAGAAAGAAAUAAGUUGAGAUAUAAAAAAGUUCAGUGUUCUUUAGUGUUCUCUUAUGGUGCAGUGGGUUAAGGAUCCAUUGUGAAACUGCUGCAGCUCAAGUUGCUGCUGUGGCAUGGGUUUGAUCCCUGGCCCGGGAACUUCCACAUGCCAAGGGCAUGACCAAAAAAAGAAAGAAAAAAGUUCAGUGUGCUAUGUACAUUCAUUUAAUCACAAUCAUCAUGAAGUGUCUUUACAUGUUAGACAUACUUCUAGAUCAUGGGAUAAAAUAGUAAAGAAAAUAGACAAAGAUCUUCCUCUAUGGAACUUACAUUUUAGUAGAGGAGACAGACAAUCAAUCAAUCAAUAGUAGAUACAGUCUUAAUUAUGUAAUAUCUAGUGGAGACAAAUGCCAGUAAGCCAACCACAGCAGAGGAAGGGUUAGAUUUUGAUUGGAAAUGUGCAUCUAACUUAGAUAGGUGGGUCAGAGAGGACUUUUCUGGGGAGGGGACAUUUGAGCAGAGCUCUGAAUGAGGCAGGCAAGCAAGCCCUGGAUACACGUGGGUGAUGUUGUUUCAGGCAGAUAUAGGGGCACGGGGAAUCCCCAAGAAGAACAUUCCAUGUUAGAGGAAUGGCCAGAGAGUCAUUGAGGCCAGAUCAUUGUCAACACAUCAACAAAGAGCGCACCACAAAAACCUUAGGGUUGAAAGGAUGUGAGGAUAAAGAGUAAGAAUAAUUCAGAACAGGCCCAGAAAGAGAAUCAUUGUUGAAGCAAAUCUUCAUUUAAAUAUAUUCUCUUGCAAAAUAAAUGCAUCUCCAAAUGCAAAACAAACCUUGAAAAUGUGGAUGUGCACUCACCCUGCAUAGACAUCUUAGAUGCAGAAGACAGGAGGAGAGAUAUUUUGAAUUCAGAUGAAUGUCUGUUCUAAUGUUGAUUAAUUCAUGCGAUCUUCCAUUACCAAUCCGCACCUGUAGGGAUAUUAAUAGAAAACAUGUUAAGAUAUAUAACAUUAAAGCAGUCUAUUUCCUUCUGCUGAGGCAGGAAUAUACCUGAAGUAUGUUGUAUCUGCUGAUUAGAAGGUUGCAGAAAUUUUAAUUUUAAAAACUGACUUCUGUUUUUACAAUAGAAGUAGAUAAUUUGUAAGGAAAGUUUAUCAAAUGGAAUGAGACAGAUUUAUAUUGGUUGGAAAGAAUGGCAAACAAGAUAUCUCUAAGAUAUGAUGAUAAAUCUGAGCCUAAAUUUAAAGCAACUAAAGCUUGUCCAAAUAUCUUAUAAUGAGUCUUUGUUUGUAAUGUGUGCAGUUAACCUCCAUCUUUCCAUCAUUAAUAAACCUCUUUCAAAGUAUAUUAGAAUUUUAAUAAGGAUCCAAGUUGAGUGUGGUGAACUAGGAUUAAGAAUAUUAAGACAUAUUUUAGGCAUUUACCAGGAAAACUCUUCAAAGUUUUUUUUUUCUGUACAUAUGACAUGUACAGUAUAUACAUGUUGUAUCCAUAAUUAUAUUAGAAUUCACAUAGGCUACUCUGACAAAUGUUUAAUUGACAUCAAAUAGGUAACCUAUAAGGACUCUUUGUAUUUUUUAAAGGAAUGUGCUAAAUGGAUGGACACACUCAUAAAUCUUCAUUGGACAUGUGAUAUAUUCAAGGUAGGAAUGCUGAAAACAUUUGUAAGAGUAUCUCUAUAUCUGAAGUAUAUGAUUAAAAUGAAAAAACCCACAGGAUUUUUAAAAGCACACUGUAUAAAGGCAGAUAAUUUCCAGGUGACCCAUUUGGAUUCUUCCAAUUUUAUUAGCUUAUGAAUCAAUUUGCCAAAGUCCCAAUCAGUUUGCAAAGUACAAAGUGUAGUUAUCAUGGUAUUCUGGCAGAAAGUUGGGAUCUUAAUCUGUGUACCAUUCUAGCCCAAAUAAAAUAACCACCAAUGUACAAAGUUCUUUGGCAAUGUCAAUAAGUUCCCUAUUUCAAAUUAAAACCAUAUUGUGUGUGGUACAAAUGUUGAUCAAAAUAAGAUUCUCUUUUGCCAGAGCAGCCUUCUCUCUUAAGUCAUCCUUCUCUUACUCUAUUUGCAGUCUUAAACCAGAAUUUUGUGAAGAACAGUGUUAUUCAUACUUGACUUUGAUGUCGAAAAGCAAGACAUCUUGGGAACUAUCUCUUUAGAAAGACAGUGUGAUUCGGACAGUAAAUACAGCAUAACCUACUCCUAAAUGUGUUAAUUCUUUUAUGGCCAUGAGUCUGAAGAAAGAGAAACAUAUCGUGUACUAUAUCUGGGGUAAUUUUCAUCAGAAAGUCAAAAGAUGAGAUGGACUCUCUAUGGGAACCAGAUAAAUUUGAAAAAUGGCUUUGGAUACAUAGAAAAUCAAUAGAGGGCUGCUCUCUUUUGUUUUGGAAGAACUGUCGUCAUGAAACUUGAGUUGAUGCUCUCUCCUAUUUAACAGGAAAACCAUUCAUGUCUUUAACAUAUUUCUUCUAACUGAUGCAAAAAGCUUAUGAUAGCACGUGCAGCACACAUUGAUAUGUGGAUCUGGAGAGUGAAUCAAAACCAGAAUUUUUUUUUCCUUUGUUUUAUACAUAGUACUUACAGAGUCGUGUUUCCUGAAAGAGGAUGAUUUGGUCUUUCAGUAUCGUGAGACAGAGAAAAAGUACACUUGCAUCUGAAAUUGUCUUAAGGUACGCUGCUUCAUAUCAAGAGGAGAAUGAGUCCAAGAAAUGUUCAAGAGAUUUUUGAAGUGGCAAAGUCAAUUAUCUAUACUUUAUAGGCAGCUUCCUAUCCAAAUGAAAGCAUAAUUCCUGGCCACUCUGCAUUUAACGGGCACUUCUAAAUAGAUAUUUGUGGGAUAUCAAGUUAAAGGAUAAUAUUCCCUAUAAACGAGUCCAUAAAUGAGUCUUGGUAAUGCAUACAUCUUUUAAAAUUUGCCCAGCAGUGUGUGCCAAGUGCUGGGAAGAAUGUGGUGAGUAAAAAUGACUUUUGCCUUCAAGAGCCUUGUGAUUUUGAGAAGACUCUUCCUUUCCCCAAAUACUUUAAAAUUUACAUCACUCUGUUUUCAGAGAAUUAUUUCUAUAUUUCCAGAGAAAUUUCUAUGUGUGCUCCCCAUGCAUUCUUUGGACAACUGAUAUAACCAAUAACAUAGUAAAGUUUGGUAACCUACUGCAUUUUUUUUAAGUAACAAAAUAAUAGGUUUAGUGAGUUUUAAAGAACACAAGUUCUUAAACUAAUGUUUUUUAGCAGUUCCUUCAUUGUCUAAUUAUGUAAGAUUUAGUUAAAACUCCUGGCAUUGGAGAGGCUUUACCCUGAACUAACUAUUAUUGGCUUUAUCCUAUCCUUUAUUACUUAUUUUUAGGCAGGUUCAUGUGGUUUCAGGAUUAUGCUUUUUCACAGAAUUGGUGUCCUCCAUCCCCAACAAAAAGCAUGUUAUCCAGAUUCAUCAUGUUUUGCUGAGUUUGUGGCAAAUAGGGCUGAAGUAUAAUUUGGGUAAAAUUACUGAAUAAAUUACCUCUGGCAAGUUGUCUAGCUAUCUCAAAAUUCCAUUUGUCUUCCAGUUCCAGUGCUUCUAAUUUUCCAUUUUAAUUUAUCUGGGCCCCAUUCAAAUUGUUAUAAGAUCCAUUUGUGGCUAUAUUCUGUAGAAAGGAAAUAUUCAAAGCUGUGAAUAAAAAAAAAGAAAAACCAAA